UCUGGCCUUUUGCCCUGCAUCCUUGGUUAAGGAGAUGACCAAUCAGUACAGUAUUCUCUUCAAACAAGAGCAAGCCCACGAUGAUGCCAUUUGGUCAGUUGCUUGGGGAACAAACAAGAAAGAAAACUCAGAGACGGUGGUCACAGGCUCCUUGGAUGACCUGGUAAAGGUCUGGAAAUGGCGUGAUGAGAGGUUGGACCUACAGUGGAGUCUGGAGGGACAUCAGCUGGGGGUGGUGUCUGUGGACAUCAGCCACACCCUGCCCAUUGCGGCAUCCAGCUCUCUUGAUGCUCAUAUUCGCCUCUGGGACCUGGAAAACGGCAAACAGAUCAAGUCUAUAGAUGCAGGACCUGUGGAUGCCUGGACUUUGGCCUUUUCUCCUGAUUCCCAGUAUCUGGCCACAGGAACGCAUGUGGGGAAAGUGAACAUUUUUGGUGUGGAAAGUGGGAAAAAAGAAUAUUCUUUGGACACGAGAGGAAAGUUCAUUCUCAGUAUUGCAUAUAGUCCGGAUGGGAAAUACCUGGCCAGCGGAGCCAUAGAUGGAAUCAUCAAUAUUUUCGAUAUUGCAACUGGAAAACUUCUGCACACGUUGGAAGGCCAUGCUAUGCCCAUCCGCUCCUUGACCUUUUCCCCGGAUUCUCAGCUGCUCGUCACUGCUUCAGAUGAUGGCUACAUCAAGAUCUAUGAUGUACAGCACGCCAACUUGGCUGGCACAUUGAGCGGCCAUGCCUCCUGGGUACUGAACGUUGCCUUUUGUCCUGACGAUACUCACUUUGUCUCCAGUUCAUCUGACAAAAGUGUGAAAGUCUGGGAUGUUGGAACGAGGACUUGUGUGCACACAUUUUUUGAUCACCAGGAUCAGGUCUGGGGAGUAAAGUACAAUGGAAAUGGUUCAAAAAUUGUGUCUGUUGGAGAUGACCAGGAAAUUCACGUCUAUGAUUGUCCAGUUUAAAACGUCAACGUCUUCUAGAUUACUGCUGCAGUGAGACUGUGCCGACGGGUCCCAGCAUUCCUU
Molecule: messenger RNA, 1015 nt
Organism: Chrysochloris asiatica (Cape golden mole)
Lineage: Eukaryota; Metazoa; Chordata; Mammalia; Afrosoricida; Chrysochloridae
Gene: SKIC8
Product: WD repeat domain 61
Exons: 10
Coding region: 35-952 (305 amino acids)
Cellular component (GO): Cdc73/Paf1 complex
Molecular function (GO): protein binding
Source: RefSeq, a predicted model, not a curated record